AUGUCGGACAAAGCGCAGCAAAGGCUCCAGGCUCUGGGCAAACAUCUGGAUGCUCCUCCUCCCCUCAAGAUCGCCGGUCCCUCUGCGGCACCCCGGGUCCCGGGCAAGGUCAUCAUCAUCACGGGCGCAAACUCGCUCAUGGGCAUUGGUCGCGCCUCGGCCCACCAAUUUGCCGAGAACGGCGCCCGGGCAAUCUACAUUUGCGACUACGCCAAUGACAACCUCGAGCCGCACAAGAGCGAGCUCAACAAGCUGUAUCCCAAGGUCGACGUGCACACCCGCCAGUUCGACGCCGCCGACGAGACCGCCGUCAAGGAAGUCGUUUCUCACGCCAUCACCACUUACGGCAGGCUAGAUGUCUUUUUCGCCAACGCCGGCAUCACCGGGCCGCACAACGUCUUUACCGACAUUGGCGAGGAGGACUUUAUGCAGAACAUGCGAACUAACGUCUUGAGCGUCUUCCUUGCCGCCAAGCAUUCGGCCCCCGCCAUGGCCAAGACGUCGACCGAGAAGAAGACCCCCGGCGGCAGCAUCAUCCUCACCGCCUCCGUCGCCGGCCUCCGGUCCAACGCCGGCACGACCCCCUACUCUGCCGCAAAGGCCGCCGUCAUCUCCAUCGCGCAGACCUGCGCCUACCAGGCCGCCGGCUCCAACGUCCGCGUCAACGCCAUCUGCCCGGGCCUCAUCGAGACGGGCAUGACGUCGCUCAUGUACGACACGGCCCGCGCCCGAGGCACCCAGAGCAAGAUUGGCCAGGUCAACCCGUUGAAGCGCGGCGGCCACGCCGACGAGAUCGCCCGCGUCGCCCUCUUCCUCGGCAGCGACGAGAGCAGCUACGUCAACGGCCAGGCCUGGGCCGUGGACGGCGGCUUGAGCGCGGGACACCCGUACGUGCUUGGAAAGCUGGCCUGA
This is a messenger RNA of Colletotrichum graminicola M1.001, 912 nucleotides long. Its product is annotated as short chain dehydrogenase. NCBI's taxonomy places the organism in Eukaryota, Fungi, Ascomycota, Sordariomycetes, Glomerellales, Glomerellaceae. The coding region runs from base 1 to 912 and encodes 303 amino acids. The transcript has 3 exons. The record is from RefSeq and is a predicted model, not a curated record.